GCGCGGGUUAGCAGCCGGGAUACGCCAACCGUCGGAUUCAGUAAGCGAACGGCUCUUAACGGCCACGAACGUGUUUUUCGUUCUUCGGUUCCCGCGCAUGCAUAUAUAUACGACAAUAUAUAUGUACCAUCCGAGACUGACCCGCGAGAAACAACGCUGUCGUCGGGUAUACGCAGUCGGUGAUCGGCGACCACGACGACGUGACAGUCAGAUCGUACAACAACAACAACAACCGCGACACAGAUCCGCUUUUCAAGUUUCAUCGCUACAUCAUUAUCCGUCUACAUACUCGCACCCAAUUCCGCGAUCAAAAAAAAAAGUUGUUCUUCCAUCCCGCUCUACAACAAUAUCAUCCCCGUCAUUUCGGUUUCGGUCCUUCAUCUUCGUUCCCGCAACUGUGGCUUUAAUCAAUCAAACUGGAUUCCAACAAGCAGUACGUGUCGCGAUUACAUCGCGGCUACCGGAGGCUUAAGAAACUAUUCAAGCGUGUGGCGAACCAGGCGCUUACCGCUUCGCCACAGCCGGCAGUAACGGUGGAGGGGCCGGUGUCUAGAAUGUCUCCACCGACGAACGACGUGACCAAUGGUGUGGUGGCGCCUCCCAGCACCCUGGCGCCCCGGGUUCCACCGACGACGAACCCGACCCUCACCACCAUCAACCCACCAACGCACAAGCGUACUCCAAAGGACUUCAUCUUCGGCAAGGUGAUUGGUGAAGGAAGCUUCUCUACCGUUUAUCUUGCCAAAGAUAUCCAUACCAGCAAGGAGUACGCGAUCAAGGUAUGCGAGAAGCGUCACAUACUCAAGGAGAAGAAGUCAGAGUACGUGAAGCGCGAGAAGGAUGUGCUGAACAUGCUCGCGGACGCCAAGCACUCGUUCGUGCGUUUGUUCUGCACCUUCCAGGAUAGUGAGAGACUCUACUUCGUCCUGUCGUACGCUAAAAACGGCGAGCUCCUGCCGUACAUCAACAAGGUGGGCUCCUUCGACAUCGAGUGCACCAAGUUUUAUUCGGCCGAGAUUCUGCGCGGUCUCGAGUACCUACACGGUCUCGGUAUCAUUCACCGGGAUCUCAAGCCGGAGAACAUUCUGCUGGACGAGAAGAUGCACGUGCUAAUAACCGACUUCGGCAGCGCCAAGAUUCUCGACGAUCCAGAAACGGUGCUGACGAAGACGACGACGACGACGACUGCCUCGGACGGAGAUCCAGACGCCCAGCAGCAACAGCAAUACCGCAGGGAACGCAGGGGCUCCUUUGUCGGUACCGCUCAAUACGUGUCACCGGAGUUACUGACCGACAAGACGGCGAGCAGGGCGUCCGAUCUCUGGGCCCUGGGCUGUAUCGUCUACCAGAUGGUCGCCGGCCUGCCGCCUUUCCGCUCCAGGAGCGAGUACAUGAUAUUCCAAAAGAUCCUGAAACUCGAAUACGAAAUACCGGACGGUUUCUGCGAGCUCGCAAAGUCGCUUGUCAGUCAACUCCUAGUUCUGGAGCCGACACAGCGAUUGGGCGCUCUGGAUGAGCAUGGCGCCGGUUAUCCCAGCAUUCGGGCGCAUCCCUUCUUCGAGGGCGUCGAUUUCGAGACCCUCCAUGAGCAGACACCACCACCAAUCUAUCCGUAUCUUCCUGGCACGUCGGAGCACGAAGAAUUGAGAUCGCAGUACAGAGUGCCCGACAAUCUCGAACCCGGUUUGGACGACAAACAGCUCACUAGACUCCUAGGACUGGGCAUCGGCGAGGAUACGGACGAUGACGAUGAUGUCACCACCAAUACUACCGGUGUGGAACAGAGCGUCGUCAACAAACCCGUCAGCAAGACUAUCACGGCCGCGGUGAAGCCAAUAAGAAGACGGAUCAACAACAACAUCGACGGCGGCGCCAAAAUUGCCGAUCUGACGCCGGAGCAGAUCAGGAUGCGGCUGGAGAAACAACGCGCCACGAAUCAGUGGGACACCUUCGUCGAAGGCAAUCUGAUAUUGAAGCAGGGCUUUAUCAACAAAAGAAAGGGUCUGUUCACCAGACGGAGAAUGCUCCUACUCACUACCGGACCGCAUCUAUACUACAUUGAUCCCAUCAAUAUGGUGCUCAAAGGCGAGAUACCCUGGAGCCCUGAAUUGAGGGUUGAGCCGAAAAAUUUCAAAAUCUUCUUCGUUCAUACGCCAAACAGGACGUACUAUCUCGAAGAUCCCGAGGGAUUUGCAUUGGAAUGGUGCAGAGCUAUCGAAGAGAUGCGGGUCCAUUGUUACGGCCUGCAGGAGACGACCGCCGCUUAGAAAGGGACGCUCGGGAGAGAUUCGAAACACAGAACAUAUAGUGAGCAAUGAUAAAGUCAGUGAGUGGCGAUCACUAAGAUCGAUCCGUUCCCGACGAGAAAAGACGGCGAACCGAUUGUUCGCGUAUAUAGCCCAUUGUAAAAAAUAGACUAGUAGACUCGCGCGCUGAACCGCGCUCUGUACAGUUUAGGCAAAAAUUCAUUAGGUAAAAAUUCCGAAAUACGAUCUCUCCGUCGUCGAGAAUCAUUGUGCGAUGUUUAUUAUCUUAUUUACAUUUCGUUAUUUAUUGUCAGACUCUUUAAAAAGAAUCGCAUCACCCGCGAGAGAAACGCACGAUACGCGCGGCUGUUCCGAGCUGCGCGUGUAAAAGAAAGAACGACGGAGGAUUAGAGAAAUUUUUAGCUAAGGCUUGCGGCUGUGUGUAUUCGCAGCAUCUGCUGCCGUGCGACGUACUCAACUUAGGCGUGAGAUCGAGAUCGCCUGGGGGCAAAGAAAAAUAAAGUCCACACACCCAUAAAUUUCGAUUUGUUUAGUAUUCUCGCGAUACACACGUAAUCCCAUAUAUGAUCAAAUUUUUAUUCGAAUUGGAAGCUUUUGAGAAAUCACAGCCCACGUCAGGCAUCUCGUAAAGCGUCGCACGGCGCUAUUAUAGUUUAUUAUACUUUAUUCCUAAGUGUAGUCAAAUUCACACGCGUCGGCGCAAUAUUUAGGUAAAAUUAAAAACGAGAUCCCAGCGUACGUCGCUCCACGAAUUAGAAGUCAAUUUAGUCGAGGUUAGCCAAAAAGUAAACGAAAAAUGCAAUGGAGGAUAACAAGUUACUAUGCAGCUUUAACGAAAUGUUUACGUUGCCUGAAAAGGAUCCCCGGAAUCUCGCGACGUUCCGGCGAUCUUUGCUCUCUUCGCUCUGUUACACACACACACACACACACACACACACAUAAAUAGUAUUCGUCACAUUGUCCAUCGUCAUUCCCCCUUACUCUCGUUCGUACUCUUGUUUCCCUUCGUAAAUAUUUUCUGUAAAUAUUAUUUUGUAGCACGUUUCUACGAAGAGCAGGCCGCGUAAAAGCACUAUCCUGUAACAUAGUAAAUACGUAAGUAGGAAAAAAGGAAGUAUCGUUGUCUUACCAAAUGAUAUGUUUUUGUCCCUGCCUAGUUCCACUUUUCGUCAUGGUUUUCGCGGACUCGAGCGUGUGCGAUCGGUGAUUAGGUGAAAAUUAUUGAAAAAAGGGAGAGAUCGGUCUUUGUGUAUUCCUUUCCGCACGUUCGUUCGUACAAAGAGGAAGCGGUGGAGAACACGGGCUAUAUAACGAGAAACGAGAAAAAAGGACUUCGUUUUCCCUCCUUUGCAAAAGACUUUACACACCUGAGAAAGAACCUUAGAUAGCAAUAUGGACUCAUGUUUGAGAGUUGCUAGCUUUAAGAGACGCUAGUAAAAUUUGUUUAGAGCGUAUUGUCGUUGUCAUUAGUGCGAUUAUUAUGAUAUAAUUUUUAGCGAAAUUACGAUUAUUAUCGCUCGCGUAUAAUUGUUGCAGUCGAGUAUGCAUACGAGUAUUACGAGUAUUCAUUUUUUCCCUCGCAUAUAAAAUAUAAAUUAGAUAUUUAAUUAUUAUAUGACCUCGCUUUUUGUUAAUUUAUUCCUAUCUUUACUUGCCUCGAAUUAUUUAUUUUCUAUUAUUAUUAUUUUCCUUCUUUUUAAAUAUCGCGAGAAUCGUAGCGCACUCGUCGUAGAUAGAGAUUACAGAGACUAGUGUUACUAUGUCGCUACUACCACACACACACACAUACACACUCUGCGACUAUAUUUACUAUUUAUCUUAUUAUAUAUAUAUCGCUCUUACUACUAUUAUCUAUUACUAUUACUAUCGCCACUGCGUUGUUGCUAUACGUUACUGCGUACAUAUAUAUAUUAUAUAUAUUCUAUAUUAUACGUCAACUAUUGUCGUUAGACUUAGCUGUUUUUAAGUAUAAACGUUUAUUGUAAAUACGUACUGCCGCGUUGAUAAGAGGGAAAAUCGAGGCGCGAUUCGACUAGAAAUAUCGCAAUCGAGCCGUAAACCGAACGUGUACAUAAAGUUGUAUAUUACUAAAUAUAUACGCCCAAGAAAAGAUAUACAGAUAUAUUAUAUAUACAUAUGUAUAAAAUAUUUAUGAGACAGAAAUGUGAAUAAUAGAUAGGGAAAGUCACCGUGUAUAAACGUUUCGUAGAUUAAAAAACCGCGCUUAGAUUUAAUUCUCGUUAAUCCUCGGUACGGCUCGUUCGCGAUUCCGCUAUAACGAAAGAAUCUCCUUUAGUCGUCCCUCCCCUUCUUUCUCUCUCGCACGAUGCAGAGACAUAAACAGGGUAUUGGGAGGACGAUUGGAACGGUUGAUCGGUGGUUGCGCGCGUUGCGCCGUGCAAUGUUCGAAAAAAUGGUGAUUCGUUUUUUUACGGAUCGGCAUUGUCCUCGCUUGCCCAGUGGCUUUGUCAAAAUGACCGCUUUUGGCGGGCCGCGCACGGUGCGAGCGGACGAAAACGGAGAACGGGUGAUCAACCAUCGUCGUGUCCCGAUCAGACUCCUCUUUCUUUUUUCUAGUGAGAACCGAUCGCGAGAGAGAAAAUAAUCCUAGUUAAAAAUUUUGCUUCAAGUGAAUUGCGCCUCGAUUUUAGCAGCAUCGUAAUCUCUCCAUCGCAAACGAAGCACGUGCUUUUGUCGCGGAACCCUUUGGUUUAUAUAUAUAUAUAUAUAUAUAUAUAUAUAUAUAUAUAUAUAUAUAUAAAUAUAUCGUGCGCGAAGUCUUUAUAUAUAUAUUUUUUCGAACGUAGGUAAAUAUAAUAUAUUAUAUAUAAUAUAUUUCCCAGUAUAUGUAAAUAUAUAUCAUACACGCAUCAACGUUGUGCUUCUUUUCCGCAGAGAGAGAGACUACGAACUACAAAUCCGAUCGCCAAUCUCGUAUCACAUAUACACAUAUACACACACAUAUACAUAUACAUAUGUCAAAAUCUUUUCCUUUUCUAUAUACGAGAUAGGGAGAACGGAUCGAGCGCGUCGUUUCCAUCGCGGCAAACUUUGCAGGUUCUACGUUUUAUGUAGGCAUUGCAAACUUUCAGAUGGGAACGCGUGCUUCUUCUCAGGGGUAGUCGAUGGGGAAAUCGAUGACGCAUCGAUCUUUCGAAGAGGGCUAGAGGUAUUGACAAACAUCUUGUUUUGCAUCGUCAAACAUCGCUCUCGAGAUUCCUAUCGCCUUCUUCGGACUCAGUGCGUUAAAAAAUGCCCCCUUCUCACUAUAUUAUAUCAUAAUAAGUUAGUCGAUUCGAACAUGACUUCGUAAGGAGACAUGGCGGGGCGCUACGUUUACUAAGAGAAGACAUAGUUAAUUUAAUUAAGCUAGAAAGAGUCGCCCAGAGGAGAUGAAUACUUAAAUCGGAAUCCUUACCGCGGAACCGUAUGAAUCUGCGAAAUACGCAAGCAAUAACAGCAAGGCCUUGCGAAUAUUCAGAUGCCUAUUGUUUCGAUACAGCAGAAACGCUUCAACUAUAAAAAAUUGCAGUAUUACUAAAUGUAUACAGAUUAAUUAUAAUAUAUAUACGACACGUACACACAGACACACUUAUAAUACACUUAUACGUACAAACACACAUCGUCAAUGUACACUCGCGCAACCUACGAGAAGACUUUGUAAAUAGUUAGAAUGUAAUUGAUAUUAUAGGCGCCAAGAUCUAUUAAGGAUAACAUCAAAUUUAUUUAUAGUAAAUUUUCCGAAAUACCGCAUAAAAAAAAA
Messenger RNA from Cataglyphis hispanica, 6030 nucleotides. It is a transcript of the gene Pdk1, whose product is annotated as 3-phosphoinositide-dependent protein kinase 1. The record is from RefSeq and is a predicted model, not a curated record. NCBI's taxonomy places the organism in Eukaryota, Metazoa, Arthropoda, Insecta, Hymenoptera, Formicidae. Gene Ontology annotation, biological process: intracellular signal transduction; peptidyl-serine phosphorylation. The transcript is spliced from 4 exons. Gene Ontology annotation, molecular function: protein serine/threonine kinase activity; ATP binding. The coding region runs from base 555 to 2267 and encodes 570 amino acids.